AUGUCGUACGCUCAAGCACCGCCGUCGUAUGCAGCUGCCAACAGCAAGAAUGGCUACCAACCCAUUCCGCAGGAUGACGUCGAGGCUCACGCAGAGUCCAGCGUCCCCGGACGCACCGCCAACGCGCAGUCCCCCCUGCUUGGGCCCGAUGGCAUGCCACUUCCUCGCUCUGAGGGAGACACUGAUCCUGACGACUUCAAAUUCGGUGUGAGUGGCUCAUACUGGCUAGCUUUGCCCGGCACAAAGCUGACUCUCGUCCAUACUGCCACCGAUUCCAGGUGACUGUGGAGCAAAGCUCCCCCGAGGUCCGUCAGAUGUUCCUCAAGAAAGUGUAUGCCACACUUUUCAUUCAAGUGGUAUUCACCACAGCUAUCGGAGCUGUUCUGCGCAUGGACUCGAUUCGAUCUUGGAUCUUCCAACACAGCUGGAUCAUCAUGCUCACUUCCAUCUCAAGCUUGGUCACCAUGCUCGUGCUUUACGUCAAGCGCCACUCUCAUCCGACCAACGUCAUUUUGCUUGCUGCUUUCACUGCUCUUGAAGCUGUCUCGAUUGGAAGCGCUAUUGCGUAUGUCAAUGAGGUGAGUCUUAGAUGCGGUGCGAGUUUCCGCUUACAUGUGGCCGCUCUGACCGAGCAAGCUCGGAUCCUAGGUGGUCGUACUUCAAGCACUGCUCAUCACAGGCUUCGUGUUCAUCGCACUCAAUCGUGAGUUUGUUUACAUCACUUCAUUCGCGCUCGCGCCACCUAAACCAACAUGCAAACUCCUUUGACCGCAUUACAACAGUUGCGGUAUACAUUUGGCCCUCGGUAGACUAUUCCCAGCUUGGACCUUGGCUGUUCUAUGGUCUGUUCAUCUUUUUGGGCAUCGGUCUGGUGCAGCUCUUCGUCCCCUUUUCUCGCGGUGUAGACAUCGCAAUUGCAGCUGGAGGCGUGAGUCUUGAAGCGCACACGGCAGACUGGCCGCAGUGACAUGUCUGACACAAUGUUUGACUUGUUUACAGGCCGUUCUGUUCUCGCUUUACACACUCUAUGAUGUGGAUGCGAUCUCGAAGAGGCUCUCUUGCGAAGAAUGGUGCUAUGCCAACGUCAUGCUCUUCCUCGACCUGCUCAAUCUCUUCUUGUCCAUUCUUCGCAUCCUGAACGGAGCCUCCAAUGACGACUAG
This is a messenger RNA of Ceraceosorus bombacis, 1161 nucleotides long. The record is from the annotation of a GenBank genome assembly. NCBI's taxonomy places the organism in Eukaryota, Fungi, Basidiomycota, Exobasidiomycetes, Ceraceosorales, Ceraceosoraceae.